Messenger RNA from Saccostrea cuccullata (small rock oyster), 2544 nucleotides. Its product is annotated as zinc finger CCCH domain-containing protein 15-like. Lineage: Eukaryota; Metazoa; Mollusca; Bivalvia; Ostreida; Ostreidae. The coding region runs from base 96 to 1391 and encodes 431 amino acids. Gene Ontology annotation, cellular component: cytosol. The record is from RefSeq and is a predicted model, not a curated record. Gene Ontology annotation, biological process: cytoplasmic translation. Gene Ontology annotation, molecular function: mRNA binding; metal ion binding. The transcript is spliced from 12 exons.
UCCUUAAAUUGUCACUUCCGAUUAAAUUUUCUCGAGGCACAUUUCGCCAGACUUUGCAACAAACCGCGAAAGAAAAGCUAUAUUUAUGAGUCAAAAUGCCACCAAAGAAAAAUGAACCUGGCAAAAAGACGGUUGAAAAGAAAAAGGACAAGGUUAUAGAGGACAAAACUUUUGGUUUAAAAAACAAGAAGGGAGCCAAACAGCAGAAGUACAUACAGAAUGUCACCCAGCAGGUCAAGUUUGGGAACCAGAAGGCCAGUAAAUUGGCACAGCUGGAAGCAGAAAAGGGAAAGAAGAAAUUGGACAAGAAAAAAGAAGCUGAAGAGCUAAACACUUUAUUCAGGCCUGUACAAACAAUCUCCAAAGGUGCUGAUCCCAAAUCUGUGUUGUGUGCAUUUUUUAAACAAGGACAGUGCUCAAAGGGAGCUAAGUGUAAAUUUUCACAUGACCUGAACAUAGACAGGAAAGGAGAGAAGAUCAAUAUAUACGCUGAUUCCAGGGAGGAGGAUACAAUGGAGAAUUGGGACGAAGAUCAACUCAGAGAUGUCGUAAACAAGAAACACGGAGAACAGGAAAAGUCACUACCCAAAACCACCAUUAUAUGUAAAUAUUUCCUAGAAGCUGUGGAAUCAAGCAAAUAUGGCUGGUUUUGGGAAUGUCCCAAUGGAGGGAAGAAAUGUCACUACAAACAUUGUCUACCCCCAGGUUUUGUUUUAAAGAAAGACCAAAAGAAAGAAGAGAAAGGAGAAACUAUUACGAUAGAGGAGUUAAUUGAAAAAGAGCGUGCAGCACUUGGAGGUGGAACCACAAAAGUCACGUUAGAAUCAUUUCUGAAAUGGAAAGAGAGAAAGAGGAAAGAGAAGAUUGAGCAAGCUAAAGCUGCCCAAGACAAGAAGAGAGCUGACUACAAAGCUGGCAAGGCAUUUGGAAUCAGUGGAAGGGAGAUGUUUGAGUUUAACCCUGACCUUGUGGGAGAGGACGAUGAUGAGGCCACAGAAGGGGUGAUAGAGAGAGAGCUGGAUUCUGAUGAUGAGGCUGAAGAGCGAGUGAAGGUACAUGAUAUAAACCUGGACUAUUUAAUGUCAACGGCUCAAGAAUCUGAUGGCUCAGGUACCGUGGUUACAGAGCGGACAUUUGAGGUUUCCUCGGGGGCAGGAGGCGAGCCUUCAUCAGCGAUGUCAAAUAAAACAGAUGAAUCUACGAAGCUGGAUGAAGCAGCCGCCCUACCUCCAGAAGACAAACCUGCCACAGACACGGAUGCCGCGAUAGCUGCGGCAAUGGCUGCCACGGUGAACGGUGAGGAGGUGGAGAUUGACGAGGAACUUUUCGGUGGUGAUGAUAUUGACGAUGUGGAAGAUGAACUAGACACUCUAGAUCUUGAGGAUGAAUAGCAGUGCUGUCCCUUGAUUUAUUUAUCUGUUCCAUGUUUCCCUCAGUUUAUAUGCCUUAAUAUUUUCCAAACUGAAUGCAAAAACAAAAUCUUGCAAUUAAAUCUGAAUACUUGAAUUGUGAAAGAAAUACAGGUGUCAUAAUAUAUACUUCAGCUCUAGUUGAUAUGUUGUCAUUUUGAAUGAAAAGAAUAAAAAAAAGUACUGUUUCGAAGGUUAAUUAUACUACAUAUCAAAAUGAUUAUACAACUGUGGGGUCAUUUAAAUUUCUGCACAUGUUAAAAAAAAAAAACUCUGGUUACUGACAUUAGUAUACAGAGUGUGCAUUGAUCAAGUUGGGAUUAGAAGAUAUGUAAAUUCAUAAGAAUUGUCAAAAAAAUUCAUUAUCAUUGGUCCCCAACUAACAUUAAAAAUGCUACAGUAACAUGUACAAUGUAGUCGUGAUAAAUGUGUUAAUUAAUCUAAGGAUUCCCUUUAUAAAAUGAAAUAAUGUAUUAUGAAAUUUAAGUUUUGUAAAAAAUAAAAAUAUUUAAUGGUUUAUUAUGCAUUUUUUCUGUUAUAAAAGUUUGUGUUCAAUGUGAAAAAGGCUAACCACCAAUCAUGGUAAACAAAUAUAUUGAUUGUGAUGCACAGAUCUUUUACAGUGUAUAUAUAUCUGCAUUUGAUGAAAAAAUUUUAAGCUUACAUUGUAUAAACAGUGUGUGUAUACAUUUGCUGUUUGAUAUAUUCAUAUGUUUCCAAAGUGCUGUACUAAUGUGAAUUACUUUCUAGCAUAUAUAAUUUUUAAAAAAAAAAAGAAAAAUGCAAAAAACUGUACGAAAUCUUAUUGAUAAUGUACUUCAGUCAAGUUGAUUAUGGAGUCAAGUAACCAAUUAGGAAUUACAUGUACUAGUUUUGUUUUUAAUCCAUACUAUAAAGAAAAACUUUUUUUUUAUUUCAUAAAGGAUCACAGCACUGGUUUGGUAAUAAGUUUUUUUUACAUCAUAGGUUUAAAACAACUUCAAUAGAAAUGUCUGAGACUUGCGAUAAUAAUUUAUUAUAAAAUUCAGGUGUGUAAAAUAUGGCAGUAUUGGAUAUUAUAUGACAAGGAUUGGCAAGCGGAAUGAUUGUCAUGGUUGAAAAUUGAAUAAAUGAUUAUAAUGUUUCAGUUUCUCAG